AUGGCUGCCAAAAAACGAAUUAAAAGGGAGGAGUCGGACGGCAAAGAAGGAUUCGGUCCCGUUACAGUCGGUUUGCGGGAGGCGGAAUCAGCCAUACUUUUACUGAACUGCUCUGAAAAUGAGGUAGUGGUUUGUGCGUGUGAUGCGCUGUACAAGUUCUUGUCAAAGAGUAAGUUAACUUGUGUUAACCGCGGUCGAUAUUCAGACGACAACAACAAACGUUUGCUUCUAAAACAAAAUUUGUGCCAAAACUUACUACCGUUAUUGAGCAGUGGUGACAAACUCGUCAGAAGGAACGCACUAUCCAUUCUUGGGUUAAUCUCGAGCUUCAAGGACGCAGCAGACGCAAUUCGAAAAGUACCCAACUAUCUGUCUUUGUUUCGAAAACUACUUAAUCCUGAAGAGUUUGACAACACUCGGGAGUUUACACUAUUAACUUUAAAGAAUUUGUGUGAUGACUCUAGCACAGUUGGUGAUGUUGCACAAGAAAAGCUUAUCCCACCCAUUGUUGAUUGUCUCAAUUGUUUGGACCCAGAUGUUAAAAAGAAUGCACUGGACGCAUUGCUCAAAAUGAACAAGGAUUUUGAAGUGAGAUCGGCGCUUGCGGUUACAUCCACUCUACAAUUAUUGCUUGACCAACUGGGGUCAGAGUUCCCGUCCAUUCAGAAUACCGCACUGUUGGUGUUUUCUCGGCUGACAAGCGACUCUACCAUACGGUCGCAGCUGCAAAAAAUGAAUGCGUUUGACACAUUUAUUGACCUACUCGGCAAGCCGGAAUUAAACGAUUUACACUUGGCCGCUUUGUCUGUCACUGAACAUCUGUUGGAGGAUGUUAAUUGCGUCAAGGUGAGUGAAAUUAGGAGUCAUCACGGAGACAUUAAAACACUCUUGAUGCAGGACCUGCUUCGCAGUGGAAAAUUGCAUACGCUAUUCCGGUUUCUCGGUGACCAAGAGGCUAAACGUGAAAGCGAUAAACAACCGCAAGUUGGCGCUUCAUCCACCAAAGGGAAAGGCGGAUCGCCUAAGAAAACCAGCCCACAAAAAAGUCCACGAAAAGCUAAAACGCAGGAAGAAAAGCCUUCGGUAAUAACUCUGCCCGAGACGAAAAUUCACGCUUGUUAUGCAGUCAUGCGUGCUGCACAUAAUGCUGAUAUUCGACGUGUGCUGCACGACGCAGAUGUUGAACAGAUGCUCGUUCAUCUGCUUUCUCACGAGGACCAAACCGUCCGUUCAUCAGCCGCUCAAGCUAUUGCGGUUGUGUCGAGGAGUUCGUUAUGUCAAGAAAGAAUCUUGCAGCUUGGUGGAUUGGAAUGGCUUAUCCGUAUGACCUGUAGCGAAAAAUACGAAACAAAAUCCGCCGGCGCAUUGGCACUCGCAGCCUUGACGACGGGGAAUCCAGCCCUUUGUCAUGAAUUGGCAGAGCGCAGCUCAGGUAUUGACUGCCUACUAAGCUGCCUGGAUCUGCAAGACCCCGGUGCACAUACAGCUGUAGUGUCCGGCUUGACUGCAUUGACCAGUCUCGCUCUUGAGGAAUCUACGCGACCAAUGGUACUGCAGAGGAUAUCCGGAAAGGUGUUCGUUCCCUGUUUGCUUUCUGGCUCGACAACCGUACAAACCAAGGCAGCACUGGCAACAGCAGCCAUGAUUUGUGAGCCUGAAAAGUUGGUUGAGUUCUGCGAAAACGACGGCAUUCAGGCACUUGUUCACUUGCUCAACUCUCCUGUCCCGGAUGUAUGCAGGUCUGCCUGCUGGGCAAUAUUCACCCUGGGUGCGGAUUCACAUGCUGCCAAACUGCUCGCUACUUCCAGUGUGAUUAAACAACUUUUGGCUAUAAACCGGUCAGCUGCAAAGCGUAACCAAUUUACUGCGCUCGCUUUACAACGCCUUUUGGACGCAAAGCUGGAAAUCAAAUUUGCACUGACUGGUCGUCUAGAUUUUUCUGAUCAAAUUCAAAACCAGUUCUACGAUGUGGGUGCUGUAUUGUCCGUUUCUGACGUUCUGAGCCUACCUGAUUACAUGGAACAAACGCUCAACGAUAAACGACCCAUUUAUGUGAUUAGUAUCGGAGAAAAUCACUCGGAUGAGGAUGUUUUUCAGCAAGUUGCAGUUGCUGAGCUCCAUGACGGUGAUACGAUUGAAAACAAAACGUUGCCUGCUGGCGUGCUGACAAUGGCCGUGGAUGACCGCUUAGUUCAGUGGCUGGAGCACGUCAGAGUCCAUAUCGAGCCACUGACAAAUCCACGACAGCAAUUUUCUGAAUUAGCAGAGUUUGUUGCAUCUCAAUAUGGUGGCUGUGUGAAGUUGGAAGAUUUAGAAACAUUCCGUCCGGAGCUGGCUUUAGCGGAGCUACGCGCUCAGCGAAUGUCCAAUGUAAUUCCAAUCGGAACCAUCAGAAUUGGAAAUCAACUUCACCGAACCUUGCUAUUUAAAUUUCUUGCAGACCAAAUUGGACUGCCGACGACAUUGGUACGUGGAAACUACGGAAGAUCCUAUAACGAAGUCGUGCUGGAAGACAGAAGCGAAACCGGAUCAUCGCACAGCAGAACUUACAUUGUGGAUCUCAUGUACACACCUGGCAGGUUGAUUGAGGCCACCUCUCGAAAAGCACUAGAAUACAUUAGCCUGUUUUGAGAAGAUAACUUAUUUCCUGACAUUGCUUAUUUUACUAACACUAAUGGAUAUUUUUUGACGAUAAAUACGUUCCAC
Opisthorchis viverrini is the source of this 2706-nucleotide messenger RNA. RefSeq lists its product as hypothetical. Gene Ontology annotation, molecular function: protein binding. Lineage: Eukaryota; Metazoa; Platyhelminthes; Trematoda; Opisthorchiida; Opisthorchiidae. The coding region runs from base 1 to 2631 and encodes 876 amino acids. The transcript is spliced from 16 exons. The record is from RefSeq and is a predicted model, not a curated record.